ACAGAUGCUCAGUAGCAUUUUAAAGAAUCAGUGCUAUAGUCUGAGCUUUUCCUUUUUAUUUCUGAUGAAAAGUUCAUUUUGUUUGUAGGAUUUCUAAACCUCUACAACUGGGAAGAUUUUCCUUCUGUUAAAAAAUAUGCUGAAACAUAGAUUUCAGUAUUAACGGGGACAUCCAUAGUAGUGUAAGAAUUUACACAAUGAAAUCUGAAGCCAAGGAUGGAGAGGAGGAGAGUCUACAAACAGCUUUCAAGAAAUUAAGAGUGGAUGCAUCAGGGUCCAUAGCAUCUCUGUCUGUUGGAGAAGGCACAAGUGUCAGAGCAUCGGUCAGAGCAGCAGCAGAUGAUACCAAACCUAAAACCACAUGUGCAUCUAAAGACAGUUGGCAUGGGUCUACAAGGAAGUCUUCACGAGGAGCAGUGAGAACCCAGCGUCGUCGGCGUUCUAAGUCUCCUGUCCUUCAUCCUCCAAAAUUUAUACAUUGCAGUACAAUAGCAUCUUCUUCCAGCAGCCAGCUCAAGCACAAAAGCCAGACUGACUCCCCUGAUGGCAGCAGUGGGCUGGGAAUUUCAGCACCUAAGGAGUUCAGUGGAGGAGAAAGCUGUGCUUCUCUUGAUGGUAACCACACAGGGGUAGUCAUUGAGCCUUUGAGAACUUCAGUUCCGAGGCUCCCAUCAGAGAGUAAGAAGGAAGACUCCUCUGACACUACCCAAGUCUCCCAAGCAAGUCUCAAGGGCAAUGAUCUCUCUGACUUUCAAUCUGUUUCCAAGCUAAACCAGGGCAAGCCAUGUGCAUGCAUAGGCAAGGAGUGCCAGUGUAAGAGAUGGCAUGAUAUGGAAGUGUAUUCCUUUUCAGGCCUGCAGAAUGUCCCUCCCUUGGGCCCAGAACGAAGAUCCACGCUUGAGGACUACUCUCAGUCGCUGCACACCAGAACUCUGUCUGGCUCUCCCCGCUCCUGUUCUGAGCAAGCUCGAGUCUAUGUGGAUGAUGUGACCAUUGAGGACCUAUCAGGCUACAUGGAAUAUUACUUGUAUAUUCCCAAGAAAAUGUCUCACAUGGCAGAAAUGAUGUACACCUGAUAGCAAGAAGCUAAUUUGUAUGCUAUAAACCAAUGAAGGGUUGUCAAAGAGAUUUAGUUAAUGGCAGACCUUAUGGCCACUUCAUGUGAGAAGACAUCUCUUUCUGCUCACUGUGCUUGCAAUAAAAACUUUUCUUGGCAUAUCA
Molecule: messenger RNA, 1221 nt
Organism: Cynocephalus volans (Philippine flying lemur)
Lineage: Eukaryota; Metazoa; Chordata; Mammalia; Dermoptera; Cynocephalidae
Gene: OSER1
Product: oxidative stress responsive serine rich 1
Exons: 4
Coding region: 198-1076 (292 amino acids)
Biological process (GO): cellular response to hydrogen peroxide
Source: RefSeq, a predicted model, not a curated record